Molecule: messenger RNA, 3821 nt
Organism: Seriola aureovittata
Lineage: Eukaryota; Metazoa; Chordata; Actinopteri; Carangiformes; Carangidae
Product: UDP-glucuronosyltransferase 2C1-like
Exons: 3
Coding region: 1763-3355 (530 amino acids)
Molecular function (GO): UDP-glycosyltransferase activity
Source: RefSeq, a predicted model, not a curated record
UUAGCAUUCGUCAGGUUUACUGUCACUUGCUCCCACGCCCCUUUGCCCCCAUUUACUCUCUCCUUCUUCUUCCCUUGUCUUGUGCAUGAGCACAAACGCUGCUGAUUGGCUGGAAUAGUGUGGUGUGACUCAGGGCAAGCCAUUUUGUUAAUAUCCAUUUUACAAAGCCAGGUACAGACAGUGUACAGACACCGGAGUUUUUUUCAAAACCCACACAGAACGGACAGCUAGCGGAACGUGAGGAGAUAUUCACUGAAUUUGACAACGUAUUAGAUUAGUCGCUUACUCUACCUUUAAAAGUAAGUAUUCACUUUCAUCACAGAUGCAAUAUUUUACAUAGUUUCUUGUCUACAUGAACGAAUACAGCAUAUCAGAAGUAUGACAGGUGCGUCAGUUGCCUGUUCACAUUCAAUCCAGUCAGACUUCUUUCGUUUAGAAGCACUUCAGUAGUGUUCACAGACCAGUACUUAGAUCUACAGGUGUGAGGAUCUGUCCAGAUGGAGAAAUACAAGGUGGAACUAUUUUCAAUUUACAGAAAUAUGAGGAUGUCCACCCCGGACUUCCGGAGCCAGAGCAUACAUUCGUAAAUGUCACGGAUUAUAUAACUGUUCUCCUGGUUGUCUCUCUCAGUUAAACUAAUACUUAGGCUGCAGUUAAGUAAGAAGUAAGACUUAAUUUGUACAGCUAUUUUUCAAAAUAGGGUUGAAACGAGCUUCACAGUUGCAAAAAUAUGAUAAACACAAUAACCUAUUUCAACUCCUCCUAGGCAGCGGUGGAAAGUAAGAACUUACAUUCACCGUACUGUAAAUAUUAUACUUUUUACUUUUUUUGCUUUAGUUAGUGACUUUACAGAUUCAGAUUUUACAUAUGGAACCUGUUAAGAGCUGUUAAAAUAUAAUUAUUUGUAAAGGAUUUAACCGCCAAACUGUAUAAAAUUAGACCACCACCCCCUUUCCCUCUCUCUCUUUCUCUAUCUCUCACUCUCUUACUCAAACCCUUUCUCUUAUGAGGCUGUAUUUGUUAAUGUUAACAAAACAGAUAAUUCCAGACCUUUGCUUGAGGAAAUUUUGUCUAACUUGACUUUAUCCUCCUAAGACCCGAACUCUUGCAUGGCAUGCAUUUUUAAUUUCUCUUUGCUAUUUAUUCUGAUUGGGACCUGAGAAAAAUGAUGUCCACAUAUGAGGACAUUAGUUUUAAAUUUCAAUUACUGAGUGGCAGUAUAAUAUCCUCAUAUGUGGUCACCAGGCCCUUGUUGAGAAAAAGUUAGUAUUGUGGUCUAGAGAACCCAAAAUGUGAGGUCCACAUAUGUGGACGCCAGGUCCUAGGAGGUUAAUGAAUUUAAAAUGAACACCCCUGCUAUAUUGUAUUCCUAAUUUGACUAAAUUGGCUAUACAAUAUUACUAAUAUUACCUAAUACCACAUGAAUGUGGAUAAGACGAGUAUGGCAGCAGCCAUCUUGAUUUGAGUGAGAGGCACACAUCGUCCAAAGCAAUAAUGGUCUUAGGCCCCAUCAAAGCUGAAGUGGACCAUAAAGAGAACUGAGUCUUCCUUCAAAUUAACUCACAAUGUGAAUGCAAAAAGAACCCUCUUCCCUUUUCUGUUGGACCACUUUAGGAGAACUGAGUUUGGUUUGUAUAAAAAAAUAUAUAUGUGAAAACAAUCUCAAAUAGACCUACUAUUAUCAAAGCACGUACUUCUUUUGAUGAUAGUUUGAAGCUCAUUAUCAACACCGUUAUUUCUCUCUCCAUACAUUUCAGGAGCCAUGCCACUGCAUUGUGUGUGUGGAAUAUUUGUAUUCCUGAGUGUCUGUCUGAUUUCCUUCACAACACCUUGCAAUGGAGGGAACAUUCUGGUGUUCCCCGCAGACGGCAGCCACUGGGUCAACAUGAAGAUCCUGCUAGAAGAACUUCAUGCCAGAGGACACAACAUCACUGUGAUCAGGGCCUCCACCAGCUGGUACAUCGCAGAAAAGUCUCCUCUCUAUACAUCUAUCACAGUUGAAAUGACUGAAGGUUAUGAGGACUUUUUUGGUUCGUACCUUGAGGAGCAUAUGAGGUCGGAGAGAGAGGGGGCUUCAGCACUUACAUUCUUCAAACUCACCAAGGAUUUCCUCUCUAUGGUUGCUCAGGGCCAUUUACUGUGGUGUGAAGCCUUCACUCAAAUCUUUGAUGAUGAGAAUAUGGUCAAAAGCUUAAUGGAUUCCCAAUAUGAUCUUGUUCUCACUGACCCAGCCGUAUCAACAGGGGUCGUACUAGCCAAAUAUCUCAAACUGCCCCUGGUGCUCAAUGUUCGUUGGAUCACCAGCGGAGAAGGCCACUUUGCAAUAGCCCCCUCACCACUCUCUUAUAUCCCAGUGCCAGGAUCGGGAUUAACUGAUAAAAUGAAUUUCAUGCAGAGGAUCAAGAACAUGUUUUUCUACAGCAUCAUACUGUUGCAGCAGAAAUUCAUGCUGGGGCCAAGCUACGAUGCCCUCUGUGAUAAAUAUAUAGAGGGUGGUUGUGAAAUCAUCGCACUUCUUCAAGAAGCAGACAUUUGGUUGUUCAGGUCUGAUUUUGUGUUUGACUUCCCCCGGCCCACAAUGCCAAAUGUUGUCUACAUAGGAGGGUUCCAGUGCAAACCGGCCCAACCUCUGCCAGCACACCUGGAGGAGUUUGUUCAGAGUGCUGGGGAGCACGGAGUGAUUAUAAUGACUCUGGGAACUUUGGUUAAUGCUUUGCCCAAAGAUGUUGCAGAUGAAAUUGCCAGCGUCUUUGCUAAGAUGCCUCAGAAGGUGUUAUGGAGGCACAAAGGGGGACGUCCCUCCACUUUGGGCAACAACACUCUGAUAGUGGACUGGAUGCCACAGAACGACCUCCUGGGCCACCCACAGACCAAAGUCUUUGUAGCUCACGGAGGAACCAAUGGAAUCCAGGAAGCCAUUUACCAUGGUGUCCCUGUGCUUGGCAUACCCUUGUUCUUUGACCAAUAUGACAACCUCCUACGUUUGCAGGAGAGAGGAGCUGGAAAGAUCAUUCAGUUAGUUGAUGUUAAUGGCCACAGUUUUGAACAAGGUCUCAAGGAAGCGCUCCAUCAAGACAGCUACAGACUGAACAUGCAAAGACUCUCACGUCUGCACAGAGAUCAGCCAAUACCACCCAUGGAUCGGGCCAUCUUCUGGGUGGAAUACGUGAUGCGCCAUAAAGGGGCUCCACACCUGCGUACAGAGGCUUAUAAGAUGCCCUGGUACUCAUACUACUGUUUAGAUGUAGUGGUACUAUUGCUGACCAUAGCAACUGGACUGCUGCUCUCUGCUUUGGCCUUUUUCAGGUUUCUCUGCUGCAGCAGAAGAAGAAAGACCAAAGCCAAGCAACACUGACUGAGGUCAAAUUCAUUUAGAAAUAUGCUACAAUGGGUUCUCUAAAGCAGAUAUAGUUAAAGUUAUAAUGAAACCUUCAAUCAGCUGAAGUAAAGUAAUUCAUCUUAUCAUGGGUGUGUACAUUUUGUGUCUUUUUGGUGUCUUUGUCACAACAUUUUUACCAACUUUAGCUCCUGUUGUAUGGGAGAUCUUGGAAUGCUGCAUGAGACAGAGUUUCCUCCAUCAGUAAACCAUUAGAUGAUGGAAUUUGUCAUAGAAAGAAAUUGUCAUGGCGUUUCAUUCUCUUCCAGCUGACUUGUAAGCACUUUUUAUGUCAUGCACACAAAUUGAUUUUUUCUGGAGAUGUGAAGAAACCUGAUAUUAUUGUAAUGGAAGGGCACGAGGGAACGAGUAAUUCCAUAUCUGACGUGUACAAUCUCACUUCCUGUCAGUGCAGUAUAAUAAACUUGCAUCCUGUGUGUGACAA